UAAAAUAAAAUACUAUUCUACGACUGAACGGCUGUUUCAUGCAACUAUAAAAUUUUGGUCUUUCUUCUGCAGUUUUUACAAGCUAAUUUCUAAUUUAUGACACUGUCGCGUAUUAAUUUUAAACUGUGCCAUGGCCAGAGAUCGGGAACUUUUUCAUCCAAAAAACAUACGCCAACAUCGCGCUGCGUUUGAUCGUGCAUACAGGUCAUCGGCGCAACAUUAUGACAAGGAAUAUUCCCCCCAACAGGACAUUGAAAAAGCGACAGUGUUCGAUUUGGUGUACAAAUAUCUGGGCAAAUGCGCCAAUCAGGACAUGAAGGGGAGACAACGGAACUGCGCGUGUAAUAAAUUCAAUAAGCGACACGCGAGAAAGAAAGACAUUCGUGGACGUGACUUGGCGACAAUUCAUACGAAUCUCGACGAAGAAAUUUCCGGUGACGAUAGCGAGCGCUUUCGAUCACGCACAAAUAAAAAUAUUCUUAAAAGAGUAUCUAGAAGCUCGUCGAAAGAAUGUAUCGCCGAUUAUACGAAAGCUGUCCGCGAUGGACGAAGACGUGCAAAAUUUUACAUACGGGAAGCACUUAUAUACGGUUUGCAAUCCGGAUUGUUAAUCCCGACCGAUUUACGAAAAAACAUGCUGCGUGUUUCACGAAAGAUAGGAGUUCUAUCAAGAAACGCGAAAAAAGACAAUAAAGAUCCAUCGAAUAUUGUGACUAGCGAUACUGAGUAUUCUGUGUAAGAUUGACAGACUUGAUCGUAAUAAAUUCAAUCAUCGAAAG
This is a messenger RNA of Mycetomoellerius zeteki, 779 nucleotides long. RefSeq lists its product as uncharacterized. The transcript has 3 exons. The record is from RefSeq and is a predicted model, not a curated record. Bases 131 to 739 code for a protein of 202 amino acids. Lineage: Eukaryota; Metazoa; Arthropoda; Insecta; Hymenoptera; Formicidae.